This is a messenger RNA of Cannabis sativa, 1966 nucleotides long. Its product is annotated as UDP-glycosyltransferase 90A1-like. NCBI's taxonomy places the organism in Eukaryota, Viridiplantae, Streptophyta, Magnoliopsida, Rosales, Cannabaceae. The record is from RefSeq and is a predicted model, not a curated record. The coding region runs from base 187 to 1617 and encodes 476 amino acids. The transcript has a single exon. Gene Ontology annotation, molecular function: UDP-glycosyltransferase activity.
CUAAGAGAUAUGUAAGUUUUGGUCAAAACAAUUUAUCAGAAACAUUAAAUGUCAUAUCGUACGUAUAAUUUCUUGGUCAUUACUUUGUUUGUCCAUAUAUGAAAAGCUCUAAACAUAAUUUCAUACACUCAUAGAUUUAUAACUUACAAGAAACAUUCAAAAGAGAAGAAAAAAUAACAAGGCAGCAUGAGAAUGGAGUCAGAUUCUCAUAACACCAAAAUUUCAUCAUCAAAUCUUGAUCAUCACAAUCACGUAAUUUUGUUUCCUUUCAUGUCAAAAGGCCACACUAUUCCACUCCUUCACCUAGCUCGAGUCCUCCUCAACCGCCAUGUAACCGUUACCAUCUUCACCACUCCCGCCAACAGAUCCUUCAUCACCAAAUUUCUCCCGGCCACCUCAGCUGCCAUCGUCGAGCUUCCCUUCCCGAAAAACAUACCGGGAGUCCCUAACGGGGUAGAGAAUACCGAGGAUUUCCCAACCAUGUCCAUGUCCAUGUUCUACUCCUUGGUCUUGGGCACCCAAAACAUGAAACCCGACUUAGAUCGAGCUCUGGAGAAUAUUCAAACUCCAGUGAGCUUCAUGGUCUCUGACGGGUUUCUCUGGUGGACCCUUGAUUCGGCCUCCAAGUUGGGAUUCCCACGGCUUGUUUUCUACGGUAUGUCACAUUAUGCAAUGGCUGUAUACCAUUCUCUUUUUAAUAGUAAAAAGCCUAAGCAGACAGAGACAGAGACCGUCGUCUCUGAUUUUCCUUGGAUCAAACUCACCCGAAGCGAAUAUGAUCCAAGUGCUCAAAACGGUGAAGAUCAGUCUCUUGCUCAUGAAUUUAUGUCAAAAGCUACUGAGGCCACAAACAAUAGUUUUGGUAUGAUUUACAACAGCUUCUACGAGCUCGAGCCGAUGUUCACUGACUACUGGAACCAAAAGGUUGGACCCAAAUCAUGGCCUCUUGGGCCUCUUUGCUUACAUGACAUGAAAAUAGAGAGCAGAGGCCUUGUUGUUCAUCCAUGGCUCGAUGAAAAGGAAUCGAGUUCGGUUCUUUAUGUGGCCUUUGGGUCUCAAGCAACUGUGUCAUCGGAACAAGUUAGAGAAAUCGCGAAAGGGUUAGAAUAUUCAAACGUAAAUUUCUUCUGGGUGCUAAGAAAAUUAGAGCCAGAAGAGAACAAGUUCUUAGAAGAGUUUGAAAAGAGAGUGAAAAAUAGAGGAAUAGUGGUUAGAGAUUGGGUUAACCAAAUGGAGAUAUUGAAGCACAAAAGCGUUAAAGGGUUUUUCAGUCACUGUGGUUGGAACUCAGUGAUGGAGAGUUUAAGUGCUGGAUUGCCAAUUCUAGGUUUUCCGAUGAUGGCGGAGCAACAUAUAAACGCGAAAAUGGUGGUGGAAGAGAUUAAGAUUGGUUUGAGAGUUAAGAGCUACGAUGGAUCAUUGAAUGGGAUUGUGAAGAGUGAAGAAGUGAGUAAAAUGGUGAAGGAGUUAAUGGAGGGAGAGGUGGGAAAAGAGAUGAGGAAGAAGGUAGAAGAAUUUGCAGUUAUGGCUCAUAAGGCGGUGCAAAAAGGAGGGUCAUCGUGGGAAACGUUAGAUUUGCUCCUCUCAUCAACCAAACAAAGAAUACAUCAUUAUUAAUGUCUUGAUUUUACUUGUAUGUUAAUUCCUCAAUUGAUGAUGUUCGCUCUUUGUUUACCUUUUAAUGUUGGGCACUAGUGGUACUUAACACUUUUUAUAAGUGGCGCUCUAUGAUUGGUUAGCGAUAUUUCCUAAAAUUUAUUUUCUUGAGUAUGCGACCCAAUACUUAAUUAUACCAAUAACAAUAUGACAUCGCGUUAUAAAGUGCUAAGUACCUCAUUGUACCAUUCAAAUUUUUGGUAGUUGUGCUUUCCAUGGACAAAGGAACAUGAUCUUGUCUCGGUUUGGCUUGACUUAAUAACCAAACUUUCGUGGCAUAAGUAUAAAGUGAGAGCACGUAUUUUAUUAA